Messenger RNA from Chilo suppressalis (striped riceborer), 1915 nucleotides. NCBI's taxonomy places the organism in Eukaryota, Metazoa, Arthropoda, Insecta, Lepidoptera, Crambidae. The record is from the annotation of a GenBank genome assembly.
GCCUAAUAUCAGGCGUAAAUCGUAAUCUUGUUCAAUAAUGAAUUAAAAUCAGCACUUGAAUUAUAUUUUUUAAGAAAAACAAUUGUGGGCAGCAAAUUGUAGAAACAUAAUAUCGACAAGAUUAGAUAGUGCGUGAGCUGUCACUAGUCAUAUUUGGCAUUUUUUUUUAUCACGCAGAACAGGAUUUGCGACGAAAAAGUUAAGUUGUCAAUAGUUCUCUAGUACGAAGUUCAAGUGUAUUGAGAGUGACCGUGUUUUUGCUGUACCAAAAUGUUUUUUGUGACAAUAGUCGCAAUAUUUACUCUUAUUUUAUAUUUUUAUAAUACUAGAACAUUUAAAUACUGGAAAGAAAGAGGUGUUAAAUACGUAGAGCCAGUGCUAUUUUUUGGGACUUAUACAGAUGUGUAUCUAGAGAAGAAAAGUCGAAGUCAAGUAGCAGAAGAAAUUUACUGGAAGUAUCCGAACGAAAAAGUGGUGGGAGCAUUUAAAUCCACAACUCCUGAACUUAUCAUAAGAGAUCCCGAUUUGAUAAAACACGUUUUGAUUAACGACUUCCCAUCAUUUUAUUGUCGUGGUUUGAAUCACACCAAUGAUGUCGAAAUUUUUAGAAAACAUUUGUUUGCAAUAGAUGGAGAUUUAUGGCGAAUGCUUAGACAGAGAAUGACACCAGCGUUUACUAGCGGUAAGUUGAAAGCCAUGUUUCCGUUGAUUGUAGAACGGUGUGAGAAGUUGCAAUCAAGAACCCUCUCUGCUGUUACUGGCAACCGUGCACUCGAUGCUAGAGAACUGAUGGCUCGGUAUACCACUGACUUUAUCGGAGCAUGUGGUUUCGGGAUUAACUCGGACUCUUUAAAUGAUGAAAAUUCACCAUUUCGAAAACUCGGUGCCAACAUGUUCAAAGUAACAUUGAGAGAUUCAAUUGUUGCAGUGAUUAAAGAUGUAUUUCCAUACAGUGAGAAAUACUUGAAAACAUUUAAGAGAGUAGAACCAGAUAUUCUUAAUUUAGUAAAACGUAUACUCACUGAAAGAAACUAUAAACCAUGUGGGCGAAAUGACUUUAUUGACCUUAUGUUGGAGUAUCUCAAUAAACCUAUGGAAGCUGAAUCUAUAGAAAAAGUUGGUGAAAAUCCUAUACAUGUGAAGAUGAUUUUAAAUGAAAAACUAUUUGCUGCACAAGUGUUUGUAUUUUUCGGUGCCGGAUUUGAGACAUCAGCUUCUUCAACUAGUUUCACGUUACAUCAACUGGCGCUUAAUCCCGAUGUCCAAAAACGAGUACAAGAACAUAUCGAUCAAGUUUUGGCAAAACAUAAUAAUAAACUUUCUUACGAAGCUGUAAAAGAAAUGACUUACCUCGAGUGGACUUUUAAAGAAGGACUUCGUAUGUUUCCCUCUCUCGGCUUUCUUAUGCGAAGGAGUACAAGAAAGUAUAAAUUCGAAGAAAUAAAUUUGGAUAUUGAUAAACGUGUUAAUAUUAUCAUCCCUGUGCAGGCCUUGCAUAUGGAUUCUAAAUAUUGGGAUGAUCCUGAGGAGUUCAGACCUGAAAGAUUUCAUCCAGAUAACUUUGGAGCGGCACAAAAAAUGGUGUAUUUCCCAUUUGGAGAUGGACCUCGGAAUUGCAUUGGUAGUCGCCUUGGCUUAAUGCAGUCAAUGGCUGGACUGGCUGCUAUUCUCUCCAAGUUCACAGUUGAACCUGCAUCCGAGACUGUACGUUACCCAAAAGUAGAACCUAAAUCUAACGUCGUUCAAAGUAUUAGAGGGGGUUUGCCUUUAAUGUUUCAUGAGAGGAAACAAGUAUAAGAUGAAGAAACAUUGAGAGAAAAUUCAUUGAACACUACAUUUGCCAUUUAUUUAUUUUAAAUGCGCUCUCAUUUUAAUCAAAAAUAAUUAUUUUUAAAAAUAUAAUAUGACACUCACA